Chilo suppressalis (striped riceborer) is the source of this 472-nucleotide messenger RNA. The record is from the annotation of a GenBank genome assembly. Lineage: Eukaryota; Metazoa; Arthropoda; Insecta; Lepidoptera; Crambidae.
UGAUUGUUGUGACAUUUGACAGGUCCACCCGCACGCAUUGUGGUCAGGUUAUGUUUAUAAAAGAAAAUUUAAAAGAUUUGAAUCAAGGUAAAAAUAUAAUAAAAUGACUGUGAAACCUAGAGUUAUGUCGGCAGACGAAGAUGAUGACCCAGUGGAAUCUAUGUUAAAGAAAACUGGAUGUUUAGAAUUACAUUACAAAGUUCAAGAAUGCAUUGCUUCUACAAAGGACUGGAGAAAAUGUCAAACAGAAGUUAAUGAUUUCAAAAUUUGUAUUGACAAACACAAGCAAGAAGAAACUUCUAAAACUAGUAAAUAAUUUAUUUAAUUUAGACUUAAUAAUGAAGGUGUACAUAAAUAUUUUAAAUUAAUUUUGUUGUGUAAAUUUUUUAAUUUAUCUGUUUACUUAAAUUGAAAUAUUUAAGUUAUUAUAGUACCUAUGAACACACAUUUUAUUUUUUAUUUCGUUUGGAUG